GUAUGUAUUGUCUUUCCCAUACAAAGGAAGUGAAAGGAAGCACUUCCGGUUUAGGGUGAAUUGUGUUGGUUUUAGCCCCCUGUUGUUCGUGCAGUGAGUCGGAAGGACGGAACAGCAACCAAUAAAAGCACAUUUAUUCCUUGUCUGGGAGGCGGCCAAUGUUCUGAAGAGGUUUCAGCGCACAAGCUCGGUGUCCGGCCUGGUUUUUAAGAGGCGACAUGGAAACUUCGAAAUCGCCCAGGAGCGGGAAACAUCACUCGCGAUCCAGAUCGCGUUCGAGGGACAAAAAACGCAAAUCGGGCGACAAAAGGCACAGAAGAUCCCGGAGCAGAAGCAAAGAGGCACGGCGGAGGGACCCGGACAAGAUGGCCAGGUCGCACAGCAGGUCCGAGGACCUGGCGCACAAUUCGGAUAAAGAGCGAGAGAGACUUUCCGAAGACAGCGGAGAGGAGCGACAUCGCAGAAAGGACAGGAGAUCUUCUAGAGGAAGAAGCCUGUCCAGAUCCCGCUCAAGGGAAAGGAGACACCGCAGUCGAAGUCGGGACCGGCGAAAGUCCCUGUCGCGGAGUCGCGAGCGUCGAUCGAGGAGUCGCGAGAGGAAGAGACGGCCCAAAUCGCGAUCCAGAUCACGUUCCAAACACAAGCAAAGGAGCAAAAGCCGCAGCAAAAGCAGAGAGAAGAAGAAAAGGGUUGAGAAGGUGAAAAGGAAGAGUCACAGUCCCUCUGCAGUUCCUUUGGCAUUCCGGGGCAGAAACACGGCGAUGGAUGCGCAAGAGGCUCUGGCCAGGAGGUUGGAACGAGCCAAAAAGCUGCAGGAGCAGAAAGAGAAAGAGCUGCUGGAGAAACACCAACAGCAGCAGCAGGAGAUCGUCACAGCAGCAGCGACGGUGGCAGCGCCGUCACUGUGUGAGAGCGCCCCGGCCGCCGCAGCCUCCGCCCCAGCUCUGAACGUGGCCGCGCUGCUCGCUUCCGGCACACAGGUCACACCACAGUUCGCCAUGGCGGCUCAGAUGGCCGCGCUGCAGGCUAAAACGCUGGCGGAGACGGGCAUCGCUGUGCCCAGCUACUACAACCCCUCAGCCGUCAACCCCAUGAAGUUCGCCGAGCAGGAGAAGAAGAGGAAGCUGUUGUGGCAGGGGAAGAAGGAAGGAGUGAGGGAUAAGUCUCAGACCGCUGAACUUUGGGAAAAGCUCAAUUUUGGCAACAAAGACCAAAACGUGAAGUUCCGAAAACUGAUGGGCAUCAAAGCCGAUGAAGAAUCCACUUCCGGACACCUGAACGAGGAAGGCAUUAAGACCCUGCAGCAGCAGGAGGAAAUGUUCCGUAACCUGGACGUGCAGUACGAAAUGGCUCGCUCACAGACGCACACGCAGAGGGGGAUGGGCCUCGGCUUCACCACGUCUUUCUCUUCGCGAGGGAUGGACCCCGUCUGAACUAACCCACAACCACACCCCCCCCGUUUCACUCUUUCAUCAUCGGGUCGGCUUGUUUUUAAACGAGUGUAUAAAAAGCCGACGCUGUAGAUCGCAUGGAUGUCGAUUUGCGUCUAUAAUUUAUUCAAACACCUGUUUUUUGUCUUGAAAAAAUCCGGAUGUAAAUACAAACUGAUUUGGUUCAUUUAUUUGUAUUUUUUGACUGCAGAUCUCUGGAUCAAUAGGAUGCUGUGUAGCUCUAUGGGAUUUCUUUUUUUUUUUUUUUUUUUUUUUUUUUUUUUAAUAUACACACUAAACUCCGUUUCCUUUGUGGAUAGAACAGACAGAACAUUGUGCUUAGGAUUGUGCUAAAAAAAAACCCCACACAAUUUCCAUCAGAAAAACAUGGGCAUAGUGGCCACGAGUGUCAAGCUGUUGUAACUGCCUAUCAUUAUUAAAUAUUUUUUGUUUUAGUUUAAAAAUAUUACUGUGAUUUUUACUAAUAAGUAAAUGGAAAGAAUGUCCAUUUAAAAAAAAAUGGUCCUGACUAAAGGGUCGACCGAAACCUCGAAUGGACCGUACUUAAAAUCUAUUAAAGUUUUAAAAUGGAUACUGGAUAAUAAAACACGCUCCAUGUAAAAUAGUACUGAACUUUAUUACAAAAAAAACAUCGUGAAAAUUCAUUAAAGAAAAUCUCUGGGGAUUAAUCUGCAAAACCGAUUAAUCGGUCGACCUCUAGUCCUGACAAGAUAUUAAUCCCUGAUGGGGAAAAAAAGGCCAAAGGAUCUGAAAAAAAUUCCUAACUGUGGAAAAGUGAAUCAUUUUGGGGUUUUUAUAAGCAUUUCAAUUUUGUUCAUUACCUCUAGUGAUGUAAAACUUGAUUUGCUUUUCCAGAACAGUUCAGUGGCAAUUUUGCGUCGCUUCAGAUAUGAUUGUUUUUUAAAUAUAAAUAAUUGUAUUAAAUUA
Silurus meridionalis is the source of this 2378-nucleotide messenger RNA. RefSeq names its product arginine/serine-rich coiled-coil 2 (gene rsrc2). NCBI's taxonomy places the organism in Eukaryota, Metazoa, Chordata, Actinopteri, Siluriformes, Siluridae. The transcript is spliced from 10 exons. The coding region runs from base 219 to 1433 and encodes 404 amino acids. The record is from RefSeq and is a predicted model, not a curated record.